ACAACUACUGCUCCUUCAACAACUACUGCUCCUACAACAACUACUGCUGAUACUACGUCAACUCCUGCUCCUACAACAACUACUGCUCCUACAACAACUACUGCUCCUACAACAACUACUGCUCCUACAACAACUACUGCUCCUACAACAACUACUGCUCCUACAACAACUACUGCUCCUACAAAAACUACUUCUGAUACUACGUCAACUCCUGCUCCUACAACAACUACUGCUCCUACAACAACUACUGCUGAUACUACGACAACUCCUGCUCCUACAACAACUACUGCUGAUACUACGACAACUACUGUUCCUACAACAACUACUGCUCCUACAACAACUACUGCUGAUACUACGACAACCCCUGCUCCUACAACAACUACUGCUGAUACUACGACAACUACUGGUCCUACAACAACUACUGCUCCUACAACAACUACUGCUGAUACUACGUCAACUACUGCUCCUACAACAACUACUGCUCCUACAACAACUACUGCUGAUACUAUGACAACUACUGCUGAUACUACGUCAACUACUGCUCCUACAACAACUACUGCUCCUACAACAACUACUGCUGAUACUACGUCAACUCCUGCUCCUACAACAACUACUGCUCCUACAACAACUAAUGCUCCUACAACAACUACUGCUGAUACUACGACAACUACUGCUGAUACUACGUCAACUACUGCUCCUACAACAACUACUGCUCCUACAACAACUACUGCUGAUACUACGUCAACUCCUGCUCCUACAACAACUACUGCUCCUACAACAACUACUGCUCCUACAACAACUACUGCUCCUACAACAACUACUGUUCCUACAACAACUACUACUCCGACAACAACUACUGCUGAUACUACGUCAACUACUGCUCCUACAACAACUACUGCUCCUACAACAACUACUGCUGAUACUACGUCAACUCCUGCUCCUACAACAACUACUGCUCCUACAACAACUACUGCUCCUACAACAACUACUGCUGAUACUACGUCAACUCCUGCUCCUACAACAACUACUGCUCCUACAACAACUACUGCUCCUACAACAACUACUGCUGAUACUACGUCAACUCCUGCUCCUACAACAACUACUGCUCCUACAACAACUACUGCUCCUACAACAACUACUACAACAACUACUGCUCCUACAACAACUACUGCUGAUACUACGACAACUCCUGCUCCUACAACAACUACUGCUGAUACUACGACAACUCCUGCUCCUACAACAACUACUGCUGAUACUACGACAACUACUGCUCCUACAACAACUACUGCUCCUACAACAACUACUGCUGAUACUACGUCAACUCCCGCUCCUACAACAACUACUGCUGAUACUACGUCAACUACUGCUCCUACAACAACUACUGCUCCUACAACAACUACUGCUGAUACUAUGACAACUACUGCUGAUACUACGUCAACUACUGCUCCUACAACAACUACUGCUCCUACAACAACUACUGCUGAUACUACGUCAACUCCUGCUCCUACAACAACUACUGCUCCUAGAACAACUACUGCUCCUACAACAACUACUGCUGAUACUACGACAACUACUGCUGAUACUAUGACAACUACUGCUCCUACAACAACAACUACUGCUCCUACAACAACUACUGCUGAUACUAUGACAACUACUGCUCCUACAACAACUACUGCUGAUACUACGUCAACUACUGCUGAUACUACGACAACUACUGCUCCUACAACAACUACUGCUCCUACA
This is a messenger RNA of Oncorhynchus nerka (sockeye salmon), 1743 nucleotides long. RefSeq names its product mucin-5AC-like. Lineage: Eukaryota; Metazoa; Chordata; Actinopteri; Salmoniformes; Salmonidae. The transcript has 2 exons. The annotation marks the transcript as partial. The record is from RefSeq and is a predicted model, not a curated record.